This is a messenger RNA of Hevea brasiliensis (rubber tree), 697 nucleotides long. Its product is annotated as protein yippee-like At4g27745. Bases 1 to 321 code for a protein of 106 amino acids. NCBI's taxonomy places the organism in Eukaryota, Viridiplantae, Streptophyta, Magnoliopsida, Malpighiales, Euphorbiaceae. The transcript is spliced from 2 exons. The record is from RefSeq and is a predicted model, not a curated record.
AUGGCAGAUGUGAUUCGACCAAGGCCGUACAGCUGCUAUAGAUGCCGGAACCUUGUGUCCUGUCAUGAUGAUAUUAUCUCCAAGAGUUUCCAGGCAUACAAUGGCAGAGCCUUUCUCUUCUCCCAUGCAAUGAACAUUGUUUUAGGACAAAAAAGGGAUCAGCAGCUGAUUACUGGUCUCCACACGAUUGCUGAUGUCUACUGCUCCGAUUGCGGAGAGUUGCUAGGUUGGAAGUACGAGAGAGCUUACGAGGAAUCACAGAAGUACAAAGAAGGGAAAUUUGUAUUAGAAAAGUUCAAGAUUGUCAAGGAAAAUUGGUAGCAAUUUGCUCAGGAUCAUAUGGUGAAUCUAUUUUAAUUGAUUGUUUAAGUCAUUAAUUCUUCUCAUAGUAGAUACACGAUAUCUUUCAUGCCACUGCGCUAGCAACCCAGUACUUGAAACACUUGCAAAAUAAGUGGGUGUUUGUCUUUUUAGUAGUUUCCAGGCAGCUUCCUGUAGUUUUUCACAUGUUACGUCUGAAGUGUGAAAUGCUCCAUGCAUAUGCCAUGACGCCCAGUUUUUUGGCAGUCUAGCUACUUGCACCAGCCUCGCUGUCUUGCCCUUGAUAUUUCUCUGCCAAGAAAAUGUACAACCAAUUGAGCUUCCCUCAUUGACCAAAGUACUUCACUUUAUCUCUUCCCAAACAAAAGUAUAAAGA